Messenger RNA from Ostreococcus tauri, 753 nucleotides. Its product is annotated as Translocon-associated protein (TRAP), alpha subunit. The transcript is spliced from 2 exons. NCBI's taxonomy places the organism in Eukaryota, Viridiplantae, Chlorophyta, Mamiellophyceae, Mamiellales, Bathycoccaceae. The record is from RefSeq and is a predicted model, not a curated record. Gene Ontology annotation, cellular component: endoplasmic reticulum membrane; endoplasmic reticulum. The coding region runs from base 1 to 753 and encodes 250 amino acids.
AUGCGCUCCUUCGCCUCCGCAACGACGCUUGCCGUGCUUCUAUCCGCCACCGCCGCGCACGCCUCGGAUGUUUCUUCGAAGCACCUUCUGACGGACAUCCCGGCCGCGAACCCGGACGUGGAGGCCGUAAGCGUGUUCCCCGACUACGUCGAUCCAGCAUUUCCGGGCGGCGAGCGCGUCAAGGUGCUCCUGGGGCUUAGAAACGCCGGAAACGAAGAGGUCAAGGUGACCCACCUCGCUGGAUCGCUGAACGUGCCGAGUAACUUUAACUUCUACGUCGCUAACUUCACGGUGGAGACGUUUGCGGACGCGGUGAUCAAGCCGAGGGAGGAGGCGUCGUUUACGUACGAGUUCUCCGUAGAUCCUCAGUUUGCUGGACACUCCUUACAGUUGGCGCUGACGGCGUUUUACGAGGAGACGGACGUUGCGUACGCAACGACGUACUUUAACUCCACCGUGCCGGUGUUGGAUCCGAAGGUUUUGUUCGAUCGCGAGCUGGCGGUGAUCUACCUGACGCUCGCUAGCGUCGCGUUUUUUAUUGUCGCGGCUAUCAUGAAAGCGGCGGGAUUGGGGCACCUCGUUCCGUUUAUCGGCGACGAGAAACCGCAAGGUGGGCAACAGAAGAAGUCGACGGUGAAAAAGGUCGCGCCGAAGCCCGCGCCGUCGGCGAGCGCGAGCGAUUCGGAGCAAUGGCUUGAGGGUACUGCUUUCGCUCGACAAAGCUCCAAGAAGGAAAAGAAGAAGAACAAGUGA